Messenger RNA from Manis javanica (Malayan pangolin), 2668 nucleotides. RefSeq names its product solute carrier family 7 member 10 (gene SLC7A10). Gene Ontology annotation, biological process: D-serine transmembrane transport; D-alanine transmembrane transport. Gene Ontology annotation, cellular component: membrane. The record is from RefSeq and is a predicted model, not a curated record. NCBI's taxonomy places the organism in Eukaryota, Metazoa, Chordata, Mammalia, Pholidota, Manidae. Gene Ontology annotation, molecular function: neutral L-amino acid transmembrane transporter activity; L-amino acid transmembrane transporter activity.
CCGGGCUGCGAGCGCGGCGCGCGCACAGGCAGACCGACGGACCGACGGACUGGCUGCCAGUCAGACAGACUGGGCAGUGCAGGGAGCUGGGACGCGGCUGGACAGCGAUAUGGCCGGCCACACGCAGCCUCCGAGCGGGCGCGAGAACCCCGGCCCUGCGCCCUCGCCCUCUCCCUGCCUGGAUCCCGGCCCCGGCGCCUCGGAGCGGGUGGCGCUCAAGAAGGAGAUCGGACUGGUGAGCGCCUGCACCAUCAUCAUCGGGAACAUCAUCGGCUCGGGCAUCUUCAUCUCCCCCAAGGGGGUCCUGGAGCACUCAGGCUCAGUGGGUCUGGCCCUCUUCGUCUGGGUCUUGGGUGGGGGCGUCACUGCCCUGGGCUCCCUCUGCUACGCGGAGCUGGGAGUCGCCAUCCCCAAAUCCGGCGGAGACUACGCCUAUGUCACCGAGAUCUUUGGGGGCCUGGCUGGUUUCCUGCUGCUCUGGAGUGCCGUCCUCAUCAUGUACCCCACCAGCCUGGCUGUCAUCUCCAUGACCUUCUCCAACUACGUGCUACAGCCCGUGUUCCCCAACUGCAUCCCCCCUGCCGCUGCCUCCCGUGCACUCUCCAUGGCCUGCCUGAUGCUCCUGACGUGGGUAAACAGCUCCAGUGUUCGCUGGGCCACUCGAAUCCAGGACAUCUUCACCGGCGGGAAGCUGCUGGCUCUGUCGCUCAUCAUUGGUGUGGGCUUUGUCCAGAUCUUCCAAGGGCACUUUGAAGAGUUGAUGCCCAGCAAUGCCUUUGACUUCUGGAUGUCACCCUCCGUGGGUCACCUGGCCCUGGCCUUCCUCCAGGGCUCCUUUGCCUUCAGUGGCUGGAACUUCCUCAACUAUGUCACCGAGGAGCUGGUUGACCCUCGAAAGAACCUACCUCGUGCCAUCUUCAUCUCCAUCCCACUGGUGACCUUCGUGUACACCUUCACCAAUGUGGCCUACUUCACUGCCAUGUCCCCCCAGGAGCUGCUGGCCUCUAAUGCAGUGGCUGUGACUGUGCUUCUCUGGAGCCCGAGAGGGGCACCUGCCCAGUCUGCUGGCCAUGAUCCAUGUCAGGCACUGCACCCCUAUCCCUGCCCUCCUCGUCUGCUGUGGGGCCACAGCGGUCAUCAUGCUUGUGGGAGACACGUACACGCUCAUCAACUACGUGUCCUUCAUCAACUACCUCUGCUAUGGCGUCACCAUCCUGGGCCUGCUCGUGCUGCGCUGCAAGCGGCCGGCGCUCCACAGGCCCAUCAAGGUGAACCUCCUCGUCCCCACGGCGUACUUGGUCUUCUGGGCGUUCCUGCUGGUCUUCAGCUUCCUCUCAGAGCCCACGGUGUGCGGGGUGGGCGUCAUCAUCAUCCUCACGGGGGUGCCCGUUUUCUUCCUGGGCGUGUUCUGGAGAAGCAAACCAAAGUGUGUGCACAAACUCACAGAGUCAAUGACACGCUGGGGCCAGGAGCUGUGUUUCGUGGUCUACCCCCAGGGUGCCCCAGAGGAGGAGGAAUAUGGCCCCUGCCAGCCCUCCCCGCUGCCUGCCGUGGACAAGCCCUUGAAGACACAAUGAGACAGUUUUGGACCUUGAAGCAGCUGUUUCUGUUUACAUGUUGUUUAUCAAGGAGAUGUUUUUGUAACAGAGUUUUCUUUUUUCCUGGAAAAAAAGAUCUGAGACUUAGAGGCCUAUGAUAAGGAGGCCCUGAAGAUGUGGACUGGGUUCCCUAUCAGUGCUGCCCUGCUAACUUUUCCUGAAAAGGUCUGAAUAAAACAGGGCUGGUGGUGUGCUAGACUCAGGUCCUGAGUUCCUGGUGGGCAUAACUAGCAAGGGGUAUGCAUGGUGCCACUGGGGAAGGUGCCCCAGCGGGCUCUGAAGGAGGCCUUUGGCACCUGGGGGCUCUGCCACUUGAGCCAGGCACUCCCUCUGCCUUGUGAGGUCCAGAGCCUCCCCUGCCCCAAAGGGACAUUGAGGACUGGGAAGCAGCAAGGUGUGCCCUCUCCAGGCCCCACAAUGCCAGCCCCAGGCUUAGCCACCCACAAAAAUCCAGGGAUUCCUGCCAGAACUGCCUUUCUGUCUAUAAAUUCCCAUGGACUUCAGAGCCCACAGCAUCACCCUGGUUUACAUGGGGGAAAACAGGCCCUGAGACAGGAUGGGAUGAUCUGUCAGCAUUGUCAGUUGGUACUUGGCCUCUGUCCUCUGAGAAAGCAUCAAGCAGCAUCUCCCAGGGACCUCGGGGCCUGCAAGAGACCCAGGGGCUUCCUCUACCACAUACCCACAUUCUCAGCCCUGCCUUUAUGCCCAGAAGACUGAUGUCUCAGCCAGAGGGCAAAGGGCAUCAGCCUGGCCAGGCCCAUGCUGAUACAACAAGAUGGGGUGUGGAAGCCUCCUAGCUUCUCUGGGGCCUGCUGGGAGGACGGAGGAGGGCUCGGCACCAACAGAGGGCCCAGCAUGGGCUAGAUGGGCUGCGUCCCACAUAGCUGUGGCUCUGCUCAGUCCUGGCACAGCUCUGGUGCCAACAGGAUGAGUGAAGCCAGAAGCCACAGAAAACACUCGAGAGCCCUGCCCUGGCCCUCCUGAUUCUCUGGAAAUGGAUUCCCAGGAGGUGGGAGAGGUAGAAGUGAGACCCAGUGUACCUGUGCUGGGACCCUGCAAGGGGCUUGUCC